GGAAUUCUAGUUUGUGAGCAUUGGUGAACAUUUUACGUUUAUCUACUGAAUGCAAAAACGUGAGGAGGUUAUAAACAUAAUACUCUAAUAAAUAAUAAAAAUCAUGAAAAUAAAAAAGAAAUCAGCGGAUAGAAAUAAUCGUGGAAGGAAGCGUGGCAUUAAUAAAAAAUUUUCUGGAAAGGCACCCAUUGAUAAACAAAUAUUAGCCAAAUACUCUAAAGGUCCUGGGCUUGAUUUAAAAAGAAAAACAAAUGCAAUUAAGAAUAAAGUUGUUAGAAAGAAACUACAGCGGAAGGAGCAAAUUAUAGAGGAACAGAUAGAAGCUUCUGCUCGGGCUGAAUUAUUAUUGACAGAAGAGUGUGGCUAUUUGGAAGCUGAUGAUGGAGAAACCACUACAGAAUAUCGGCAGAAACAAAUUGUAGACAAUGUGGACAUAACAAGUGCAGCUAAACGAUUCAAAUUAGACUUGCAAUUUGGGCCAUAUUGCUUUAGAUAUACUAGAAAUGGCAGACACUUACUUUUGGGUGGAAAACAAGGUCAUGUGGCAGCUUUUGACUGGGUAACAAAGAAGCUGGCUUGUGAGAUAAACGUGAUGGAGUCUGUACAUGAUGUUACAUGGCUGCAUCUAGAAACUAUGUUUGCUGUAGCACAGAAAGAUUGGGUUUAUGUAUAUGACAAUCAAGGAAUAGAGUUGCAUUGUUUGAAAAGAAUGAAUGGUGUGACAAGAUUGGAAUUUUUACCAUAUCACUUUUUGCUCGCCAGUGGAUCGAAAGAUGGUCAUAUGGCUUGGUUGGAUAUAUCCAUAGGCAAACUUGUCUCUCGUUAUAAUUCACAUUUGGGCAGAAUAUCUGUUAUGACACAAAAUCCAAGUAAUGCAGUGUUAUGUGUCGGCAAUUCGAAAGGAAUAGUAUCUAUGUGGUCUCCAAACUCUAAUAAACCAUUGGCAAAAAUGCUUUGCCACCAUCAACCAAUCAUGACAUGUGCCAUUCAUCCAUAUGGGACGUACAUGGCAACCAGUUGUAUAGAUAAAUCUGUGAAGAUAUGGGAUAUUAGGCAGUUGACAGGACCAGUCAGUGACAUACAUGUUUGUUCUCCAGCUCAUCGUAUGUCUUACAGCCAACGUGGCUUGCUCGCACUUAGUAUGGGCAAUGUGGUAGAAGUUUUUAGAGAAACAUCCGGUAAUUUUAAGCCAUAUUUGCGACAUAAGACGGCUCGCAAUGUAAGCUGUGUGAGAUUUUGUCCAUAUGAAGAUGUGUUAGGAAUUUCUACGGCAAAUGAAUUUUCGUCGCUCCUGGUGCCCGGAAGUGCGGAAGCAAACUAUGAUGCACACGAGAUUAAUCCAUUCCAAACUAAAUCUCAAAGACGAGAGGCAGAAGUAAAAGCACUUCUGGAAAAGAUACAACCAGAACUAAUUACUCUUGAUUCAACUGAGAUACUUGAAGUUGAUGUACCUUCUUAUAAAGAAAAAAUGGAUUCAAAAAAAAAACUUUUGUAUGUUAAACCAAAACCAAUAAACUUUGAUCCCCGACGAACGAAAGCUAAAGGGAAGGGUGGCACCGCGAAAAUAAUAAAAACUAAAAAGAUACUGAAAGAUUUAAGUCGUCGGGAAAUGACUGAAUCAUUUCGCGAAACUCAUAAGGAAGCGGCGCCCAAAAAGACUGAGAAUCAAAACAAGGAUUAUGGUGUAUUAAAUAGAUUUCUUCCGAAAAAAUAAAUUUUUAUAAGGUUUAAUUUUAAUUA
Messenger RNA from Nylanderia fulva, 1740 nucleotides. RefSeq names its product WD repeat-containing protein 46. NCBI's taxonomy places the organism in Eukaryota, Metazoa, Arthropoda, Insecta, Hymenoptera, Formicidae. Gene Ontology annotation, molecular function: protein binding. Gene Ontology annotation, cellular component: 90S preribosome; small-subunit processome; nucleolus. Gene Ontology annotation, biological process: maturation of SSU-rRNA from tricistronic rRNA transcript (SSU-rRNA, 5.8S rRNA, LSU-rRNA). The record is from RefSeq and is a predicted model, not a curated record.